Molecule: messenger RNA, 1714 nt
Organism: Salvia splendens (bonfire salvia)
Lineage: Eukaryota; Viridiplantae; Streptophyta; Magnoliopsida; Lamiales; Lamiaceae
Product: proteoglycan 4-like
Exons: 4
Coding region: 415-1386 (323 amino acids)
Source: RefSeq, a predicted model, not a curated record
AAUAGCAUCUCUCGCACUGACAGUUGAGGCCUUUUCAGACAACAUGAGAUGUGAUUCUCAGAAUAAUAUCUAUGUUGUUUCCCCACCUUUAUCUUUUUUUAGUAUACUAUGUAUGUUUUAACAGUUGAGAGGGACAGGAUUAGUGAUCCCAACACUUAUAACCUUUUUCCCUCUCCAUGCAACUUUUUUUUGCUGCUGAGGAGCACUUCCUCUUGCUUGAAGCUUCCAACAAACCAAUGCCUCCUCAAGUUUUCUUUUAUUCCCCAACACAAAGCUCUCUUUUUCUCUCUUCUAUGCAAGAAACCUCUGAUUCUUCAUGCCUUUUUUAUAUAAGCUUGAGGCAGAGGUUCACAACAACCCUCUUGCUCAACAAAACAGAUCCAUCCCUGCAAAAGAGAAGAAGAAACCUAUACCAUGGCAAGAUUCAUGAAGACAAGAACACUUGCCAAUGCCAUGUUCCUUCUCCUCUUUGUUUUUGUCAUCUCAGAUGCAAGCAUUGCAGAAAACCAAGAAGGAAGAAACCUAGACUACCAAGAAGACGAAUCCUUCUUUUCGCCUCUUACGGUAGCCACUGAGAGAAACAACAGCCAAGGUGAUAUUCCUAUCGUGAAUCCCACAACACCCGGUACGAGUCCAAUCGUAAACCCGAACGGCCCGUCACCGCCAUUCACUGGCGGAGGAAUCGGGCCGAUUCCAACCACUCCGACGGGACCGACCCCGACUUUUCCAGCAGGACCAACUCCAACUGUUCCAACAGGGCCGACCCCAACUUUUCCAGCAGGACCCACCCCGACUGCUCCAACCGGACCGAUGCCAACCACUCCGACUGGACCAACGCCGACAACGUCAGGAGGAGGCUCGUGGUGCAUUGCCAGUCCCUCUGCUUCCCAGACUGCUCUACAGGUGGCACUGGACUAUGCUUGCGGCUAUGGUGGAACAGAUUGUUCAGCACUUCAACAGGGUGGGAGUUGCUAUGAGCCGAACACGGUUCACGACCACGCAUCCUACGCCUUCAACAACUACUACCAGAAAAACCCAGCUCCUACCAGCUGUGUUUUUGGAGGAGCAGCACAACUCACAAAUACUGACCCAAGUCAUGGAAGCUGCAAAUUCGCAUCUUCAUCCAGCACUCCGACAACACCACAAACACCACCAACCAUGAUGACCCCUAUAAUUCCUAUGACACCAAUGACACCAACAGUUCCAAUGACACCACCCAGCACUACUACAACAGGAGGAAAUGGUGGUUUCGACUCAACAGGCAACGAUUAUGGUUCAGAACCGACGGGAACCCCCAGUCGAGCAGGAACCAUAUCUGCCAACCUAGUACUAUUCAUCACCAUGAUCUGUCUCAUGUUGUCAGUUACAGUAGCCAACCAUUUCUAGACAAGCUGAGAUCAAAUUGGUUACCAUCUCCCAUAUGAGAUGGCAAUCGCUUGGAAGCUUCAAAGAUAUGCAAAAUUUUGGGGCGGAGGGGGAUUACGUUAUACAAAGCUCAAGGUCCUAUGCUCUCAGAUAGUGUAGGAAGAAAAGAGGGAGUAGAAACCAUGUUGCACGAGUCCUAGAUAGAUAACUAUAUUUCUACAGUUAAUAACAUUUCUAUACAAGAAUACAUGCUCUAGGCUAGUUUUAGUAAAACCAUGUGUAAUAUUCAGAUCCUAUGGAUGACCAGCCAGGAUGAAUAAUAUAUAUUCAUCAAUAUCUAUGUUUACUA